Rasamsonia emersonii CBS 393.64 is the source of this 2049-nucleotide messenger RNA. RefSeq lists its product as uncharacterized. The record is from RefSeq and is a predicted model, not a curated record. Gene Ontology annotation, molecular function: hydrolase activity, hydrolyzing O-glycosyl compounds. Bases 1 to 2049 code for a protein of 682 amino acids. NCBI's taxonomy places the organism in Eukaryota, Fungi, Ascomycota, Eurotiomycetes, Eurotiales, Trichocomaceae. The transcript has 4 exons. Gene Ontology annotation, biological process: carbohydrate metabolic process.
AUGGAUCCUAUACCGUCGACCACUACAGCGCCAGAGGAGCAAACACCGUCACUCGCUUCUGGGAGGAGUAUAUCCUCACUAGCGAGGAUCAAGGAGCUGCUUACCGAAGUAGGGAAUUACGCCUGGGAAGACAGCAUCGAAAUCAUAUCCAACAUCUCGUGGACACCGUCUCUGCCCGACAACUUCCAGGAGAUGUACGGCUACAGCCUAAAGCCGUACCUCCCCGUCAUCAUGUUCGGCAACAACAACCCAGGCAUCCAGAGCUCAUCGCCAGGAUCGAUCCAGGUGCUCCUGGACACGCCGGACCGAGGCACGGGGUAUAUCGACGACUACCGCGGCGCUCUGGUCCAGGGGUAUCGACAGUAUCUGCAGGCGCUGACGAACUGGACGAACACACAGUUCUCGGGCCCCGCCGUACUGGCCGGGAAGCGCGUCGUGUCGAACGAGAUGGGCGCGGUGGAAUUCAAGGCCUAUCAGUAUCCCAUCCCGGAGCUGCUGUGGUCCGUGAAUCGCGCGGUGGCAGGGGGCGUCAACCAGAUGGUCUUCCACGGGCAGUCGUACACGGGCGACUACUACGCCACGACGUGGCCCGGGUACACGGCGUUUUCGUACCUCUUCUCCGAGCUGUAUUCCAACAAGCAGCCGGCGUGGGAGCAUUGCUUCGCCGACGCAGUCAACUACAUCGCCCGAAUCCAGUAUACGCAGCAGACAGGCCGACUGAGGACGGACGUGGCGGUCUACAAUAAGCAGUCUGCGACGAACACCAGCUUUGCGCCGGUCUAUGCUGAUGCGUAUGUGCAGAACGGUGUCCUUGCUCCCCAGGGCCCGGGACACAGGGCCUUUGUCAUCCCUAGCACCAGCAAUCUGACUCUGGCAGCUACCGAGAAACUCCAGCAGUACGCUGAUGCAGGUCUACCGAUCAUUCUCAGCGGCAGAGACCCAGGCUACUACGCAUCUGGGGAUGGCAGUGGAAAAGACGCAGUUGAAAAGGGAAUUGCAUCCCUGAAGAAGCUCCCGAAUGUGUACAGUGUUCCGGCUGGCGAGGUUGCGAACCAGCUCUCUGCUCUGGGAAUCAGACCUCAGAUCCAGAUCCAGACUAACGGGACAUGGUAUACCACCUGGCGGGAAGACGUCCGAACGGGAGUCGACUACGCUUUCAUAUUCAGUGAUAUCAACGCCUCUGUUGGCAAAAUCGAUAUUGCGAGCACGAAGAUUCCAUAUCUCUUGAAUCCCUGGACGGGUGAGGGAAGCCUACUGCUUGAGUAUCAGCAAGAUGAAAACAGCACCGUGAUCCCCCUGACGCUGGCUGGGAAUCAGACUGUCGUCAUUGCCUUCCGCGAGCAGGCGAAUAACACUCUUCUUCAUGCCACUCAACUCCCAUCCACCGUUCUGGGUUAUAGCUACAGCGAGAACGAAGGGUUCGUGCUGCACGUCUCUGCAGGACCAUUCGACAAGCCCUCGCAGGUAUCAGAUGGUCGGACGAUCAGCAAUCUUUCAUCAGCUCCAGCUCCCAGCUUCGUACUCUCAACCUGGACGCUGACGGCCGAACACUGGGAAGCGCCGUCCAACCUGUCUGAUGCAGCAACCAUUGCAGUGAAACACAACACAACGCAUCAGCUAACUUCACCACUCGUCUCAUGGACCGACAUUCCGGGUCUUGCCAAUGCGUCUGGCGUCGGCUACUACACGACAACUAUGACAUGGCCGCCGACGAGUGCUGGCGCAGCAGACGGCGCAUACCUCAUCUUCACAUCAAAGAUCCUCCACGCGGUAAAGGUAUACAUCAACGACCAGCUCCUCCCGCCGGUAGACUACGCCGCCGCACCAGUCAAAGCAGACAUCGGAAAGUACCUCAAGACAGGGGACAACCGCAUCCUGGUUGUCGUGCCCACAACAAUGUGGAACUACCUGCGUAGUAUCCUGGACGAGCUGCAAAAUGCGGGGUUGCCGCCGCUGCUUACCGUGGUGGGCGAUGUGCCGGGACAGACGGAGAAUGGGCUGCUGGGGAGGGUGGAGGUUGUGCCGUAUGUAAACUUGAAGGUGACUUGA